GGUAGUGCGGUGGUGAACCGACAGCGAUCGUGAACCACCAGCAGUGCGAUAGUACGAGCCGAGUGCAGUGCGUGGUGUGCCGGGCGUGAGCUGGUGCCAGCCCAGAGCCGGCGGCCGGCGCGGAGAUGGAGAGCGCGGCGGCCCCGGGCCCGCCGGCCGUUUGAAUUUCGACACACACACAUCACACAGGCGGCUGGCGGCGCGAGUUGGAGUGCUGUGUCCACUGGUGUGAGGUGUGAGGCUGUCUGUGGUCGGUUGUGGUGGUGGUGGGCCGGUGACUGGCCAUCGGACCUCGGUCCAGUGGCGCUGACCUGACCCCGGUCCAGUGGCAGUGGUGGAUCGCGGCCAGCCUGUAGUGAAGUGGUGAUUGACGAGUGGUGGCUGGCGGGCUGCCGCCAGUGGUCCUCUGACCUGACCCAGCCGGUGGACCGGAGAGGAGCCCCCAGGCGGCCGCCGUCAUGUACCCCAACUCGACCAACCCGAUGCUGAAGGGAUACGUCUCACACCAGGAGCGUGACCAGCUGCGGGAGCGACAGCGGGAGCGCGAGCGCCGCUCCCGCUGUCAGAUCGCUCAGGAGGCGGCGCGCGACUCAUUUCGGGAGCAGACGUUCGGCGCCACCUUCAGCCAGCCGAUCCGGGUGAAGCCCGAUGACCGCACCACCCAGAUCUCCAGCAUCCUGGGGCAGUUCGAGCAGGUGGCGCCCAUCGUGCGCUCGGAGCGCACGCGCAACAGCCUGGUGGGCGCGGACGUGAUGCCGUGCACGCCGGCGCCGCUGCACCACGACCACGACCACCUGUUCGAGCCGCCGCCGCCGCCGCCGCCGCCGCCGCGCCAGGAGCGGCGGCACGCUCCGGCCUUCCCCGCGCCGCCCCCGCCCCCGCCCCCGCCGCAGAGGGCGGCUAGAGCUGGCGGCUCGAGGGCCGAAAAGGGGCCCGUGCCUGGAGACCUGGAGACCAUCCUGCAGGAGAUGCGCGUGCCAGGCGUGGUCCCCAUCACUCCGCUCAAGACACAGCCGGAGCCUUUCCUCUUCCCGGCGGCCAAGGACCGCCCGCCGGUGACGCCUCUGCACAGACCUGGCCGGCCGCCGGUGACGCCUCUGCACCGACCGGAGCAGAGCGCUCCGCCCCUCGAUGUGCAUCUGACGGACCAGGAGCCGGUGGCGGCGCCCCCUCCGCCCUCGCAGCCCCCGCCGCCGCCUGACGCACCGAAACCUUCGCUGAGUGACGACCUGGAUGUCUCGGAUGACAGUGAGGACGAGACCGCAGUCAGGGAGGUGGCAGCGCGUCAGCCGCCGCGCCCGGCGUCCGAGCGCCGCAGCCGAAAGCCGUCGCCGUCGCCGGAGGCUCCGGCCGUCCUCCCCGACUCGAGCGGCUCGUCCACAGAGUCUGAGGAGUCGGGCGACUCGGCGGAGUCGGACUCUGAGUCGGCCGAGGAGCCGCCGCGGGCCCGCUCACCGUCCGCCAGCCACCGCUCAGGCAUGGAGAACAAGGAGGGCUCCGAGAGCCCCAGCACCAACGCCGGCAGCAAGUGGAGCCUGACGUCCAUCAUGAACGGCAGGGACGGCGCCGGCACGCCGCUGUCGUCCGUGUUCGGGAACGCCUCCGCGCGCAGCCUCAACAAGAUGUCGCCGCCCGAGUUCCCGAACAGCGUGGACCCUGCGGACCCUGGCAGCGUGGACCCUGCGGACCCUGGCAGCGUGGACCCUGCGGACCCGGGCAGCGCGGACCCUGUGGACCCGGCCGACACCGGCGUCUCCCUAGAAGACGUGGUCGCCCAGGUAAAGACUCGCUCGCUGCCGGUCGGGGACGCCGAGGACCCGGUGCCGAUGGAGAUGUCACAGACGCAGUCCUCCUCCUCCUCCGAGGCAGAGCAGAACGCGCCGGCCGCUGCGGGCCGACCGGCGGCCGGCGGCAGCCGACCCCGACCCCGACCGCGGCUGUCUGCGCGCAGCGAUAGUGAAGGCGAGAGGCCGCGGCGCUCGGGCGCGCCGGCCGGCCCGCCGCCGCGCGCCCGCUCCUCGGACUCGCCACCCAAGCUGGACAUCGGCGGGGACGGCGACUGGACCACCAGCGACGCCAACAAGAAGGCCACCGUCAACCGGCUCUUCAAAAAGCACCGCGUCAAAAAGCCGACGCCGCGCGGCCGUGGUGCGGCGUCCGGCGAGGGCGCGGCGUGCGGGCCGCUGCCGCAGCUCACCACACACAACGGCGUGCCGUCACUGCGCUGCUGCAUCGAGCGGUGGCUGGUGCCGGACGCCCGAGAGCGAGCCGAGGCACUGCUGAGGGACCGGCUGUCUGAGCCGCGCCGCGCCGAGCACGCUCACACAGACCAUCGUUCCCAUCACCCGCACGCCGCUCACGGCGGGUCCCACCAGUCCCAGCACUCUGCCCACGGCGGGUCCCACUCCCACCACUCUGCCCACGGCGGGUCCCACUCCCAGCACUCUGCCCACGGCGGGUCCCACUCCCAGCACUCUGCCCACGGCGGGUCCGACCGCGGCCACCCGGCCGGUCACGCCCGGUCCGAGGCGGCCACCGCCAGCGGCCCUGGCUCCAAUCACCCUCAGGGCGGCGGCCGGUCGGCUCGGGACGCCGACUCGGCCCAGCCGAGACUCGAGUCUCGCUGCGACUCGGGCCGGCGCGGACGUCUCGGGAGCGCCGAGCGCCCGGAGGCGGACGGCGGGCGCGGCUGCUCGGCGUCACCGCGCGGGGAGCGGGCCCGACACCGGGACGCCGCCGGUGCGGCCGGCUCGCCGCGCGGCCACCGGCACCGCCGCGACCCACCCGGCCACCGCGACCCGGCCGCCGGCAAACUGACGCCCCGCGGCGAUGGGUCGGUGCGCUCUCACUCGUCCUGCUCCAUCCGGGAGGCGGAUGACGUCACCAAGGAUGAUGACGCGGCGCCGGUGGUGACGUCACACAAGCGGCGAUGUCACGGCCUGGCAGAGGAGGCCGGUCCGCGGCCAGCCCACCGGAGCCGGGUCGAGUCGCCUCCGACCGGAGUGCGGGAGGCGGACAGCAGCACCAACCCCACCACCACUGGCGCCGGCUUCGACACCAACGUGCCGGCGGCGCUCUACACCAACCAGCCGUUCCCCAUCCCAGCGGACCAGCACCAGUACCUCCGACAGGCCCGGAGACUGAAGCGGGCAGCAGAUAACGAGGCAGACAUGACGCUCAAACUCAUCAGGUACACCCAGGCUGUCAUCUAUUUCCUGCUGACAGCUCUCUCCAUGGAGAAGGAGCACGAGGCGCACGACCCGGAGGGCGUGGCGUCCAUGCUACACGACACGCUCAAACUCAUCAAGGACAUGCUGCGCCUCUCGUCGGCAACCUACCGGAAGCAGGGCCGCCGGCCGACGGCCAUCGACGACAAGAUGCAGGCGCUGCUGCUGCGCUGCCAGGGCCUCAUCUACCUGCGCCUCUUCCGACUGCGCGAGACAGAGCUCAGGCGGCUGCAGCGGCAGAACGCCGAGAUGAAGGCGCAGAGCCUGUGUGAGCGACUGGCCGCUGACCCGAGCUGCGCCGUGCCAGUCGAGAUGUUCCGCGCCCUGCUCUGGUGUAACGAGCAGUACACUCACCUGCAGAACUCGCUCGACUACUGGGAGCAGGCCGAGAGGCAACUGCAGGCAGCCCAGGAGACCGCCCAGUUUUUCAGCGAGGUGGACUGCGCGAUGGGUGGUCUGGUGUCGACCAGCUCGCUGCUCAGCCUGGUCUACUACAUCCGGGAGACGACGCGCCGGCUGCAGGACAUGCACAGCCGGACCGGACCGUGACCGUGACCGGACCGUGACCACGGACCGCGGACCGCGGACCGGACCGUGACCGUGGACCGGACCGGACCGUGACCGUGACCGUGGACCGGACCGGACCGGGUCCUGACCGGACCGUGACCGUGGACCGGGCUGGACCACGGACUGGGCUGGACCACGGACCGGGCUGGACCACGGACCGGGCUGUGACCGGACCGGACCGUGACCGUGGACCGGACCACGGACCGGACCGUGACCGUGGACCGGACCGGACCGUGACCGCGGACCGGACCGGACCACGGACUGGGCUUCGACCGCGGACCGGGCUGUGACCGCGGACUGGGCUGGACCACGGACCGUGCUGUGACCGCGGACCGGGCUGUGACCGCGGACCGGGCUGGACCGGACCGCAGACCGGGCUGUGACAGCGGACCGGCGGCCGUUGGCCAGGCCGGCCGGCCGGUGGCUGAGGGAGCAUUGUGUGCCAUGGCCAGUGGCCGCUCUUCCAGUGCUCGGCGCUCGGUUCGCUGUGAGUCUGAGCCGCUGGCGCCCGCAGCUGUGCGCUGUGAGGUCUGAGCCACCCGCAGCUCUGCGCUGUGAGGUCUGAGCCGCCCGCAGCUGUGAGCUCUGCGCUGUGAGCUCUGUGUGCGCUGUCUGGUGACUCGUGUGCGCCGGCUGCUCUGCUGUUUGCCGGGAGCCGGAGCAGCUCUGGCAGGGCCCGGCUGGCUGCGGCGGGGCCUCCAACCGAGGGCGCGCCCGGUCAGCGCGCCUGACUCGUCUUUCACCACCGUCGGCUCCUUAGGGGCGCAGUGUAAUUGAAUCAAAACCGCACGGCCUGCUAGCUCUGCCGUACGACUCCACAAAACAUCUUUUCUCAACGUAAGUGCCAUGAUGUCUUUUAUAUUGUAACUGGCAUUGAAAGUGCGAGACGAUUUGACGAAGGGUGCCACUGCCGUGGGAGGUUUUAUCUGACGACUGCCGGCGCUGCGGAGCUCUGUUAUUUGGUGGGCGCCCGUCGGGUCUGCCCAGACUGGCCUCUGCAGUGAUGGAAUAUCCCGGCGCGUUGUGGCAGCGCCCCUCAGCACUGUGUUUGUGGCGUCGGGGGCGCUGUUUGUUUCCCCGCGUGCGCACCAUGUUUGUGUUGACUGACUGCGGUUCACUGCCCGUGCCAUAGACGUGCUGUGAUCCACAGCUGGCUCUUCUGGAAGCUCGAACCUCUGUGAAAGUGGCGUCUGUAUUUAUUUUUUUGGUGUGUGCGGCGCCGCACACCACUGAGGGUGGGUGCCCCCGCCCCGGCGGCGGGCCCGUAUUUUUACACGGUUCAUAACAUAUCCGUACGUCGAGUGUUUUACAGGCCCAGCUGCGGUGAGGCUGGGCACCAUGUGAGCCCGCGGGCCGAGCAGCCCUUUAUUACCAAUAUACACAUUACACAGA
Amphibalanus amphitrite is the source of this 5186-nucleotide messenger RNA. RefSeq names its product AF4/FMR2 family member 1-like. Gene Ontology annotation, cellular component: super elongation complex; nucleus. The transcript is spliced from 19 exons. Gene Ontology annotation, biological process: regulation of gene expression. The coding region runs from base 459 to 3776 and encodes 1105 amino acids. Lineage: Eukaryota; Metazoa; Arthropoda; Thecostraca; Balanomorpha; Balanidae. The record is from RefSeq and is a predicted model, not a curated record.